This is a messenger RNA of Coregonus clupeaformis (lake whitefish), 2710 nucleotides long. RefSeq names its product twist-related protein 2-like. Gene Ontology annotation, molecular function: RNA polymerase II transcription regulatory region sequence-specific DNA binding; DNA-binding transcription factor activity, RNA polymerase II-specific; protein dimerization activity. The coding region runs from base 328 to 909 and encodes 193 amino acids. NCBI's taxonomy places the organism in Eukaryota, Metazoa, Chordata, Actinopteri, Salmoniformes, Salmonidae. The transcript is spliced from 2 exons. The record is from RefSeq and is a predicted model, not a curated record. Gene Ontology annotation, biological process: developmental process; regulation of transcription by RNA polymerase II.
GAUGCAGGUUGGCUGCUGUCUUACAUUGAUCUAGGAUACUAGAUGCAACUGCUGUUCUGAAUGUAGCGAGCAGAUUGUAGUUAGAUUGUUGUCAUGACUAGGUGUAGGCAACAUAUGGAUUUCCAAUACUGAGAAUUGAUCAUUUUUCCAUUCGCUUUCUCUUGCUAGCAGACCUGGCAGAUCACUUCGGGUAUUUCUAUAUACAGGCUUGCCAGAGAAGAGAGAAACUAAAGGGGGCAUAACACAUUGGAAGGGCUGAAGGAGAGAACAGAGGAGUGGGAUAGAAACAGUGUAGGUGUAGAAACAGGGUUGGGUAGAUAGACUGCCAUGAGAGAGGAUCCGUCAAGCUGUGGUGAAUACCCUGAGGGAGGGGUGGUGUCCAGUGAGGAGGAGCCAGACUGUGCUCCAAUCAAAUACCCUGUGGUGGUGGUAACACCAGGGGCCGGCGGGCGCAAGAGUGUCACCAGGAAAGACAACAUUUCAUCGCCAACAGAGGACAACAAGUCAACAACAGGAGGGCCUCCCAGUCUGAUCCCAUCAGGAUCCAAGAGGCCUAAGAAGAGUCCCCAGCCAUCCCUGUCUCCUCUCCCCAUCCCAGGCCAGCCCCUGGAGGACCCUCAGCACCAGCGGGUGAUCGCGAAUGUACGGGAGCGCCAACGGACACAGUCCCUGAACGACGCCUUUGCCUCGCUGCGUAAGAUCAUCCCCACGCUCCCCUCGGACAAGCUGAGCAAGAUCCAGAUCCUGAAGCUGGCCUCGCGUUACAUUGACUUCCUCUACCAGGUCCUGCAGAGCGAUGAGAUGGAUGCCAAGCUGGCCAGCUGUAACUACCUAGCCCAUGAGAGACUCAGCUACGCAUUCUCAGUGUGGAGGAUGGAGGGGGCCUGGUCCAUGUCCGCUACCCACUAGCCCUGCCACUUACCUCUCUAACACCCCCUCUUCCCCUCCUGCCCCCUCGCCCUCCCCCAGCAGCGCCCUCCGGUCCCAAUCUCCCAUGACCUCUGACCCCUGCUCUCUGACCCUCAUCCUCACAUCAUCUAACUCCUCUAUCACUCUACACCAGCACCCGACCAAGGCGACUGAGAAGCCUUCACCUUUUGGUCUGCAAUCCCUUUGUUUACUGGUUUGGACCUACACCUCUGGACCAACUAAAUCAUAGAUAUGAGCCCUGCCCUCACGCUGGAGAGGUACUGUAGAAAGACUCAGCUUCCUCGAGCCCACACAGAAUCUAUGGGACAAUGAUUCAGAGCUACUAGCAGGUCUAGAAGAGGGAUAACUAUAGAUGUUUAUGACCUGGAAAUUGCAACUUGUGACUUGGAAACAGUUUGGUAAGCAAAUGUAAGUUGCAGAUAUUAAUGGGAAUUCCUAUUGUAGUGUAACUACAUGUAGUCAAAGAACUGUUUGUAAACCAAUAUAAAAUUCCUAAUUAAAAGGGAAUCAGUUGCUGUAAGAUAAUAAAAUGAGUAUUUGAGCAUCUUUGAAGCAUCUUUCUCAGCCCCAUCUUAUUACCAGUCUCACCUUAAAGCAUACACCCUGUACUGCGACUACACCAGAAUGAACAAGUCCAACAUCAGCAUCCAAACAUUUGGAGGUGGAUGAUGACACAAUAACAUUUCUAAACACCAAAUACAUACGAAAUACAUCAAUUAUCCUUCUUUGAGUUUGUGUGUGAAAGAACCUGGGUUACCAGGCUCUCUAUGUGUUACCCUGUCAGCCUUAAAUAGUGCUCUAUAACACAGACUUCCUUAAUGAGGCCCAAGUGUCUGCUCAGGCAGCCCAGGGUAUAAUUGCCCAUAAAGCUGUUGUUCUUUUGGGGAAAAUAAGGCCUCUAAAAUAGUUAUUGGUUGUCUGGUUGGAAAGAAAUCCUAUGAUCUACCCAACCACAGAAGCAUAUGUGGAUACAUGUAUUAGUGGACCAGGAAUGUACACUGUAUAUCCAACAUGUUGUCACAUCUACAAUUCUGUACACACAAAAAUGACAAUUUAAAAUUUUAAUUAAGAGAAAAACGGUACAAAAUAGACAUUCUUUCUAUACAUACAUAGGAAAUAUGUAGGAAAAAAACGAACACAAGGUAAAUAAAAAGUAUGAAAAAAGAUUCAAUGUCAUUUUUUGUUAUUCUUAACUCCAGUUAGUGAAGGCUACCAAUACUUGACUCAAGGCACAUGCGUGGUGUAUUUUGGUCUUGAGUAUCUAUUUACAGUGACUUUAAGAAAUAGAGCAUAAAAAGGACAAUAUUAAAGGAAAUCAAGAUGAGCGGCCCACUGGUCACUAAGACAAUAAGAGUGUUGCCCAUAGGCCCCUGGAAGUCUUUACAGGAGAGGCAAUGUACAGUAUUCAACACACUUUCUCUAACAUUACUUCAUAGACAACAGAUACCCACUGGUGCAUUACGAGACAGACACAGCACAGUCACUGUCAGUUGUACGAGAUUAUGAAUAAUGGUGGUUACUUCUAUUUCUAAGUCUUUGAGGGGAUCUUAUGGGCAAACAUUGCCCAGAGUCUUGAAAACAACCACCCCAAAACAAAUAGCUAGUACAAACAAUAAUGAAUAAUGAAAACUGGCAAUGGUCUCCUACACACACACACACAGAUUUGGAUCUUAAUUUGAGCCAAUUUGCUACAGCACGAAUAUAGUCCUGCAGCAACAGGAAAUGUGAAUUAUGUGGAUUAUAAUUAAUGGACAGUUUUGUAGGGGUUGAUAAAAAAAAA